This is a messenger RNA of Phyllostomus hastatus (greater spear-nosed bat), 2444 nucleotides long. RefSeq names its product aminopeptidase like 1 (gene NPEPL1). The record is from RefSeq and is a predicted model, not a curated record. Gene Ontology annotation, cellular component: cytoplasm. The coding region runs from base 265 to 1839 and encodes 524 amino acids. Gene Ontology annotation, molecular function: metalloaminopeptidase activity; manganese ion binding. The transcript is spliced from 12 exons. NCBI's taxonomy places the organism in Eukaryota, Metazoa, Chordata, Mammalia, Chiroptera, Phyllostomidae. Gene Ontology annotation, biological process: proteolysis.
GCCUGGAGCUCGGGGCCAGGUGUUUGGGGCCUGCACGGAGUUCGGGGCCUGCUCCAGAGCCCGGCCCGGGCCUGCCCUCCGCCCCCUCUCGCCCCCUCGCGCCCCGGGCGGGCCCAGCACGUCUCGCGAGCGGCCCGCAGCGGCGGGGGAGGCGGGGCCGGACGGCCGGGCAGGGCCGGGGCGGCGCCGAGGCCGGGCUGGAGCGGGAGCCCGUUCGGAGCGGGAGCGGCGGCCGGGCAGGGUGGGGCGCGCGGGCCGGCGAAGAUGGCGAGCGUGGGGCUGCAGUUCCAAGCGAGCGCCGGGGAUGCGGACCCGCAGAGCCGGCCGCUGCUGCUGCUCGGCCAGCUGCACCACCUGCACCGCGUGCCCUGGAGCCAUGUCCGCGGGAAGCUGCAGCCCCGGGUCACCGAGGAGCUCUGGCAGGCCGCUCUAAGCACGCUCAACCCCAACCCCACGGACAGCUGUCCCCUCUACCUGAACUAUGCCACUGUGGCCGCCCUGCCCUCCCGGGUGAGCCGGCACAACAGCCCCUCGGCCGCCCACUUCGUCACCCGGCUUGUGCGGACCUGCUUGCCGCCGGGAACGCACCGGUGCAUCGUGAUGGCCUGCGAGCGGUCCGACGUCUUCGCCUCCGCCUGCGCCUUGGCCCGAGCCUUCCCGCUGUUCACCCACCGCUCCGGCGCAUCACGGCGCACGGAGAAGAAGACGGUCACCGUGGAGUUUUUCCUGGUGGGACAAGACAACGGGCCGGUGGAAGUGUCCACUUUGCAAUGCUUAACAAACACCACAGACAGCGUGCGGCUGGCAGCCCGCAUCGUGGACACGCCCUGCAAUGAGAUGAACACGGACACGUUCCUUGAGGAGAUUAAGAAAGUUGGAAAAGAACUGGGGAUCACCCCAACCAUCAUCCGGGACGAGGAGCUGAAGACCCGAGGAUUUGGAGGAAUCUACGGCGUUGGCAAAGCCGCCCUCCACCCCCCGGCUCUGGCCGUCCUCAGCCACACCCCAGACGGAGCCACCCAGACCAUCGCAUGGGUGGGCAAAGGGAUCGUCUACGACACCGGGGGUCUCAGCAUCAAAGGGAAGACCACCAUGCCAGGGAUGAAGAGGGAUUGCGGGGGCGCCGCAGCCAUCCUGGGGGCCUUCAGAGCCGCCAUCAAGCAGGGUUUCAAGGACAACCUUCAUGCCGUGUUCUGCUUGGCCGAGAACGCAGUGGGGCCGAACGCGACGCGGCCCGAUGACAUCCACCUGCUGUACUCGGGAAAGACUGUGGAAAUCAACAACACGGACGCCGAGGGCAGGCUGGUGCUGGCGGACGGCGUGUCCUACGCCUGCAAGGACCUGGGGGCCGACAUCAUCCUGGACAUGGCCACGCUGACCGGGGCCCAGGGCAUUGCCACGGGCAAGUACCACGCCGCCGUGCUCACCAACAGCGCCGAGUGGGAGGCGGCCUGCGUGAAGUGCGGGAGGAAGUGCGGGGACCUGGUGCACCCGCUGGUCUACUGCCCGGAGCUGCACUUCAGCGAGUUCACCUCGGCCGUGGCCGACAUGAAGAACUCCGUGGCGGACCGGGACAACAGCCCCAGCUCCUGUGCCGGCCUCUUCAUUGCCUCGCACAUCGGCUUCGACUGGCCCGGGGUCUGGGUCCACCUGGACAUCGCUGCACCCGUGCACGCCGGCGAGCGCGCCACGGGCUUCGGGGUGGCCCUCCUGCUGGCGCUCUUCGGGCGAGCCUCCGAGGACCCUCUGCUGAACCUGGUGUCCCCGCUCGGCUGCGAGGCGGACGCCGAGGAGGAGGGGGACGUGGAGAGGGACUCCAAGCGGCGCAGGCUCGUGUGAGGCCGGCCGCCCUCCCGGCCCAGCGACGGACGGCCCUGCCUCGCUCUGCACUCAUUAACUUUAAGCAAUUGGAAGAGAACACCAUAAGAGGGGCUCUGGUUUGUUUUUGUGUAUAGUUGUCGUGGCGAUGGAAAUGGCUCCUUCUGUCUUCGAAGGCAGUGGAGGAGUCGCGGGGCCCUGGGGGAGGGGCGGGAAGCACGGGGGGCCGUUGCUGUUCCAGCGGCCCGCAGGCAUCCCCCCAGCUGCUGCGAACUGCGCUCCCCCCCCCCCGGGGCCUCUGCAUGACCUUGGGCCCCAGGACACACCGGCAGCCCCAGUGCCUUUGGCCUGGUGGCCCUCACAUGUCCUGCAUCCACUUGGUGCCUGAGACAGACACUCGUGGCCCUGUUUCCAGCCCCAGGCCCCUCGCAGGGGGCACCUGUAUUACAGGGAGCCCGGGCCCACGCUUCAGGCCGGGGCUGCUGCUGUGUCCGGGCAACCAACCCCUUCCAAAGGACGGAGGUGACUUGCUUCGGGGAAUCCAUGUUUUAGAGCAAAAGGAGUCUCUGCUCCGGCCCCCUCCAGUCCGCCCGUGGUUGAAUUAAAUGUGGCUGCCCCUCAUCGCA